UCUUUUCCGAUUGAAGCUCGGAGUACUAGUGUUCCUGUCCAACGACUCACUGAGCAAGUGGUUGUACCAUGUUCCAUUUCCUGUCACUGGGUAUGAUAGAUACGGAUUGGUCUUAUAAAUAUUUUGGACACAGGAGUACCUGGAAGAAAUUAUAAAACAAGAUGUUAACAGUCAUCAUCAACAGGAGGCUUGUUUUACUGGUGCUGGUGUCCCUAUUUUUCACCGUACUUGGUGUACCAGUGAACAAUGAUUGUAAGAUAACUUUGGAUGACAUUGACUCAACUAGUGAAAGAUUCCUGUACACAAGAAACUCGGAUGAUGAAAAGCAGCGCUGCACAUACUGUUCAGCAAUAACAAGGACAUCAUCCAAUGCUUUUAUUAAGGCGAAGGAAGACCAGUGCGUGAAAAAAAACAUAAACAUUGAUCUGGUUUAUAAUCUGGUACCAAACUGCAAGAACAUGGACCCUAUAACCUGUGUUAUUCCAAAUCCUAUUGAAAAUGGAGAAUGGAUUUGUUCCUGUAGUGGAAUAGGGCACGUUAAAAGUGGUGAGGUCUUGGUAUAUACAAACUGUACCCAGCAGUGUAAACCUGGCUAUGAACUUGUUGGGGAUUCCUUCGGUCACUGUGGGGAACGUGUGCCACAUGAUACAAAUUUCCCUACAGAGUUCAGAUAUGGAAAUGCGAAAUGUAGCAAAAGAGAAAUUGCAGACCCACAUAAUAAAGAAACAGUGGCUAUUAUUGUUUUAACUAUCUGUGUAGCUGUAAUACUAGUUGUAGUUAAUUUGGUAUUGAUAUGCAUAUGCAUGCAUUGCCAAUGGUGUUGCUUCAAAAAGGAUCAUAGUGAUCAAGGUAUUGGUGCUGACAUGGAAACAUCACCACUUCAAGAUAACGGUGAAUCAUCAGUCACAGGCACACGAGUUACUCAGACCACCGGAUUAACUUCUCCAGAUCGAGGUGCAAGUAAACAAGAUAAGGAAACAAACUCUCUGCUGCCUGGGAAGGAAGAUGCUGAAGGCCUUACCAUUGAUUUAAAAUCUCAAGAUUGGAAGUACACCCCAGAAAUUAGUACCGAGGUUGAGAAGUUGAGAAGGUGUGAUUUUUCAGGAAAAAGCAGCAGGUACCCUGAAUCACCAUCUAUGGAUCCCAAGCUGCUGUCUGGAGAACCAAUCAGUGGCCUGAGUACAUUUCCAGAGAUUUCAUCAGUUGAAGACAAGAUCCUCAACAAGGAUGUCAAUAGUUGUGACGUCCAUCUCCACAACCUUACCCUGGAUGGCAGAUUUUGGAAUGUACCAUGUGUACUCGACGAAAAGGUCAAUAAUUUGAAACCGCAAUGCUGCAACAUGGCCGUUGACAUUUUGGAAUGUGUAUACCCAGAAUUUGACAAACAGAAGGUCGAAUGGGAAUUAAAUGACUUGUGUAACAAGAACAAUCCAUUGAUGGCAGUUUUAUUUGAGCUGCUGAAGAACUAUCCGUGCAAUAUUGGCCACGUUGUUCAGUGGUGUGUGGAGAAAGGGUACCCAUCCGUGGUCCAGUAUCUGGUCAGCGGGGAACAUGAGAAGAAAUGCUUAUACUGUAGAAGCAUGAAGAUGGAUGCACUGCAAAUGGAGAAGGGAGAUUUUUAAACGUGUGAAUAGUCUUGUCAUUUUGAUUUCAUUAGUUUCAGAACAACGCAUGCAAUUUUUAUGUAUGGAUAAACAAAUUACUGCAAUUUUUAAUAACAUUAUGAUAAAAUUAUGUACAAUCAUGCAUGUUUUAUUAAGGAAACAGUUUUGCAGAAGUUUUACACAAGGACAAAACUGAAAGCUUAACCUGAUAGGGAUGUGAUUCAGGAGUUGUUACCUGUGUUAGUUUGAUAGUACAAAACUGUUUGUCUUAGUUACCAAUUGUUCAUAUGUUGACUCAUUAAAUCUAUAUAUUGUCUGUUUUUGACAUCAGUCUUAAAAGAUAUUUUUGUAAGGAAACAUUUUUUCAGAUUCAUUCCAGAAAGAUUGGAACAACAUUUUAUGUAGAACUCGUAUAACAAGAAAGGUUUGUCUGUGUACAUCUGGUGGAGAGAAAGUUAUUAAUGUUUAUCCUGAUUUACCUCUAAAAACAGGUACCUUCCCCACGCCUUUCAAAGAAAAGAAUCAGGAUUAUUUUCUGAAGUUUAAAAAAAUUACUUAUUUUCCAAAUUCAUGUUUGUAAA
This is a messenger RNA of Mizuhopecten yessoensis (Yesso scallop), 2185 nucleotides long. RefSeq lists its product as uncharacterized. Lineage: Eukaryota; Metazoa; Mollusca; Bivalvia; Pectinida; Pectinidae. The record is from RefSeq and is a predicted model, not a curated record. The transcript has 13 exons. Bases 162 to 1622 code for a protein of 486 amino acids.